Salvia hispanica is the source of this 1137-nucleotide messenger RNA. RefSeq lists its product as uncharacterized. The record is from RefSeq and is a predicted model, not a curated record. Lineage: Eukaryota; Viridiplantae; Streptophyta; Magnoliopsida; Lamiales; Lamiaceae. Gene Ontology annotation, cellular component: chloroplast.
UAAUUAAAGUAAAUUAAAAUGAAGAUAAUGAGAGAAUACCCUUUUCCCAGCUGACAUUGAGCUCUUCUUCCCAACGGCGCCGAAGCUGUUCGAGUUCAGGCGCAAUCGGAAAACUAGUUAUACCUUUAGAUUGCUGCUCGGGUCUUUUGAAGUAAGCCAUGAGUUGCUUACAGAUAACUGCCAGCCGUUUAAUCUGUUCACCUUCUGCAUCCCCAGUGCCAAGUUCUCAAUUGAAUAAGGCAUUUACAACCCCCUCGAUUUACCUGAGAACAAAAGCAAAAACUCCUAAGCUCCCCCUGAACCUGACCUCUGCCACAUCUCGAUAUCAACGAGCUACAACUGUGUGUUUAUUUGGCGGCAAAGGGAAGCCAGAUAAUGGUAACGAGGGUUCUCCAUGGAAAGCUAUUGAGAAUGCCGUGGGCAAUUUGAAAAAGGAGCCCUCAGUUGAGGAGUUACUGAGGCAGCAGAUUCAGAAAAAUGAAUUCUAUGAUGACGGAGGUAGCAGUGGGAAACCUCCUGGCGGGGGUGAUGGUGGUGGUGGUUUUGGUGGUGGUUUUGGUGGUUUUGGCGAAGCUGAAGAUGGUGGACUUGCCGGAAUGUGGGAUGAGUUCAGCCAAGUGAUUCUGGCAACUAUGGGCUUCAUAUUUCUGUAUAUUUACAUCAUUGAAGGGGAAGAGAUUACCGUACUGGCAAAAGACUUGCUCCGGUUUCUCUUCAAACGGCAAAUGAGUAUCCGUCUAAGGCGUCUAGUUGAAGAGUGGCAGGAUUUCUUCCAGAGCAUGAAAGACAAGCCAGCUUACGAUCCGUAUUGGCUGGAACGCGAAAUUCUAAGUACCACAACAUGGUAUGACCACCCUGCCAAGUAUGUGUACAUGGCCAACACUCUCAUUCAACGCGAGUCGACAUCUGAUGAACGUGAGUCACAGUUCGAUCAACUUGAACCAGCAUCUGAUCAACCUGAGUCGAAAUUCGAUGACUACGAAGAUGAUGAACAAUACUAGAUAUUUGUUAUUUUUUUUCCAUAUAUGGCUGGCUAGCUUCUCAACUGCCAUGGCUAGGAUAUUUGUACUUUUGUUCCUUUUUCAGACAUUUUAACGUGUAUUGGAAUAGAGAGUUAAGUUUGUGUUUGUGAAUUAA